AUGGACCAGCAAACCAAAGCCCGGCUGCUUGCCAAGAAGAUUCUGCAGCAGGACGACGACAAGGCAACACUGCAGCACAGAAUUGAUAGGAUAGAGAAGCUGCUCCAGCCCAACGACCAGUUCAGCAGCUACAUAGAGAAACGGUGGCUACAGAUGGAUGCUUCCGCGUUCGAGGCUGAGGUCAAGAAAAGUUUGGACGAUCUUGAAAAAAAGGGCCUGACUGUUGUUGUGGAUGCAAGUGGCGACAACGCGAGCGGCAUGGCAACUUUUGAAAAGGAUCACGAGCUCGCCCUGAAGGGAUCCCCAUCCAAUCAGAUGGUCGGCAGCAUCCUCGGGAUCAAGUCGUGGGCAGACGGUGCAGGUACCCGACUCUACGAGGAUUGCUUCCGGCAGCUCCUUGCGCUAAAAGUCACGAAGGUCAGAGUCAUGAACGCGAGCAUCGUCUACAACGAGGCCGGUGGGGAAGACAAUGUCCAGACACUCAACAUGCGAGGGAGGAACCUGCGUGCCAUGCGGAGGGGAGCAGAGGCCUCUGGUUUUUUGGAUAUCCGGACGACAGAGGAGUGGCGCAAGGCAAACAGUGCCUUCAAGGAUGGAAAGAUAGAUGUGGAGCAGCCGCAAUGCCAAGCACUCCUGUUUCAAAUUCCCGAAACCUGA
Messenger RNA from Symbiodinium natans, 657 nucleotides. The record is from the annotation of a GenBank genome assembly. Lineage: Eukaryota; Dinophyceae; Suessiales; Symbiodiniaceae.